GGUAGAGUUUUGUCAAACAGGCUGGGACAGCUAAUGGUUUGUUCCUUGGAUAAUGAGAGGAAGGUCCAGCCACCGACACAUCACCAGUGUUUGGUGGGGACAGAGGACGUGUGCUGCAAGUAUUGACUUGCUAUGACCGUCUCGCAUAUCCCUGAAUGCAGUGCCUUAUCACUGUAUAACAGUGUCAGGAGUUUUCAUACUGCUGUGAUGCUUCAGCAUGGUUUGACCAUUGGCGCCAACAGUUUGGUAACUCUAAGAAUCAGUGCAUGAAGUGUGUGGAUUAUUGUGUGGUAUUCUGAUUACUGUGGAAUGAGGGAUGCUAGGAUGGAUGCGGCUGGGUGAGGGAAGUUGGAGAUUGUGUCUUGAUAUGCUGUAUCCUACGUUCACCUGUUUGUGUGGCUGAGAAAUGUCUGCCGCGAUGGGAUCCGAGGAAAAGCACAAAAUGAAGAGGGUCAGGAAGACCUUUUCCCUGUCCAACAUGCAAAAGAGUGGGAGGGCCGCGCUGGCGAGGAGUCGGAGUAUCGACCACCAGAUUGAUGAGGAGAGGGAGCGGAGGCAGAAGGAGGUGCAGCUUCUCAUCCUGGGCGGGGCAGGGUCAGGGAAGAGCACGUUCAUCAAGCAGCUUCGACUCCACUACGGCGACGGCUUCCCAGAGAGCGACAGAGGUCAGUUCGUGUCUAGCAUCCUCCAGAACUGCUGCAACGCCCUCAACGUCAUCCUCGACAUGAUGAAGGAGAUGGACGUGGUCUUUGAGAAAGAGGACACCAAGAGAACCUCGGCUGAUUUUCGAAAGAAGUAUCCACGGAUUUCCCUGCAGGUGAUUCUGAAGAAGUUUACGGAGGAUCAGGAAGAUGCAGCCAAUGACGAGUCAGCCACACUCAGAUCUCACAUCGAGAUCACAAAGAGGCUCUCCACGCUGAACAUCCUGAACCCCGAUAAGCCUGAUGUCAGUCUCCUGCAGGCAGUGUGGAGCGAUGGCGGUAUACAGUGCUGUUAUGCUCAGAGGAAAAAGUUCUCCGACAGACUCUCAAAUGGGGAAGAGUAUUUUCUUGAAAAUAUGGACAGAAUAUGUCGAAAGAACUUUAUCCCCAACAUACAGGACAUCAUGUAUAUCAGGAACCCGACUCUAGGUGUGCAAGAACAUGUCUUCAGCAUUGACAACUUAACCUACAGGGUGAUAGAUGUGGCUGGCCAGAAGAGUCUGCGCAAGAAAUGGAUACACUUCUUUGAAGGGGUGACUGCUGUCAUUUUCUUUGCCUCCCUCAGCGGGUAUGACGAGGUCCUGGAGGAAGAUACCAGCAUUAACAAUCUACAGGACAGCCUCCAGGCUUUCCAUGAAGUGUCCCACAACCACUUCCUGGAGAAGACCGACUUCAUCCUGUUCCUCAACAAGCGAGACCUGUUCAUGGAGAAAGUCCGCAAGACCAGCAUCAGCAAGUGUUUCCCCACGUUCAAUGGUGAGAAAGAGCCGGACACAUGUCUCCAGUACAUCAGGGACCAGUUCCUGCAGAACAAGCCUGGAUACAAGCAAGUCUACAUCCAUGUCUCCUGUGCCAUUGACGUCCAGAUGAUGAAGGACAUCCUCUCCAAUGUCGUAGACAUCAUCGUUGAGCUCAACCUCCGCAAAGCUGGCAACUUUUGAUCGAUGGAGAGGUUGUCUAUCAUUGUCUCAAUGGAUAUUACAUCAUUAGAGAUAAAAGGAGAUAGUCAAGAGGAGAUAUGGAUGCUGAUUCAUCACCAUCACUAGAGAAGGCAGAGGUUUAUUCCAAUAUGAAAGGAUUUCUGUUAAUUUGAAGUCAGUAGGACAUUUUUGUUAAUUUAAUGGUUCUCAUCCAAAACCUAAACCCACCUGUUUCACACCUGUAGUAUCCUAACCUAUUCCAGCUUUUAGAUGUCCACAAUUCCUAACAUCAAGUUGAGAUAUGUCCUCCCCCGUCAUUAAGUAUUGUUGAAAUGGAAAGAAAUAUGAAGUGUUCACUGCAAAACAUAGAUGGCGCAAUCACAUUAUGACACUUAAAUAUUGUUACCAUGUCCACAUGUCAUUGUUAGCCCUGCCAUUUUGUUAUGAGAAUUGCUAUACAGCAGUCAGAAACAGGGGAUAAUGAGGCACUUCACUCGUAUAUAAUCAGAUGUUGCUGAGCAGAGAUGGUUCAUGAUCCAAGAGAUAUAUGGCUAAAGCUUUACUCCAAGAAUAUUGGACAACCUUUGAAACAGUUUAGUGGCAAGGCAUAAAGCCCUGCUGACAAGAGCUUUGGUCAAGGAAGCCUUGGGCCUUAAGAUUUGAUGGCAUUGAAAUGAAUUGCUGAGCAGAAUGACAUGGAAUGGUUGUUCUUGGACUGAUAUGAAUCAUGUUUUCAGACUGGCAUGCCCUGUUUGAAAUGACAAGUAAUUAUGGUAUGAUGAAGAAUAUGGAUAUGCACGGGUGCCGACAUGAAUUGAUGAAGAAUAUGGUUGGUAAAUGAUCAGAUGCAUGGACUUUUAGUACCAUGGAUCAAAGUUGAACUGACAUGAAUAAUGGUUUGAUGUGAAAUUGGCUUUGGAGCUGAUAAGAGCAAUGGUUUGAAACACGAAACACAUACUGAUUUCACCUGGAAUGUGAUGUGAACAAUAGGUACCAUGAAAAAUGCUUUAGAAAUGGCAUAAUUCAUGGAACUGAUCAGAUGAGUGGACUUGAAGCACCAUGAGUCCUGUUUUUGAACAGGCACAAACAUGGCUUGAACUGUAUGAAAUUGGAUAUGGGACUGACCUACAAAGGAGUAUCGGUGUGAUAUGAAAUAUGGUUAACAGGAAUGUUGAUCAGGAAAUUGCAGGAGGAAUGGUUUUGAACUGACAUAAAUCUGGUUUUGCCAAUGGUUAACAAGAACAUCAAAUUCAAUGGAGUUUGAUGUGAAUGAUGGGAUGGUGUGAAAUAUAGAAUUGCAACAUCAUGACUCAUGUUGUGAAUUGGCAUGAUUCAUGAGUUGGAACUUAUAUUGGAUUUUAACUGGAUCGAAAAAUGGAUCGGAUAUGUUGUGCCAUGAGUUGAUGUUCUAGAACCAACAUCAACCAUGGUCAACGAACUGAUGGAAAUAUUGAUUUGUAGAAACACGAACCAUGUUUAUGACUUGACUCCAAGGAUGUUAGAAGUCAUGGCAAAAUGGUUGUAAUGUGUGAGACAUUGACCAGCUGUCAGACGUAGUAAUGAGUUUAUGAUGACAUCAUGAAGAAAACGUAGCCACAAAUUUAUGGAUGUCACCCAACUGUGCUGCUCUGUCCUGACAAGAUGAAAAAGGACAUGAUGAGGAUGAGAAGCCUCUAACUGUGUAACUACAGGAGUACCAUGAUCCUGAGCCAGCAAGUGACUGACCAACUGGACAUCGUGGCUCUCAAGCCAAUGCCCAUCAGACUCCGCAGAAAGUCACUGGCUGGUGUUUGUCUUUAUGAAAUCUAACCGAUGUCAUAGAAUACGAUGAAUGCUGAACACCCUGUCACAGUGAACAAGGCAUGCCCUUGAUACAAAAUGAUAAGGAAGGGAUGACACAUGUGACUUAGGAUGAAGGUCAAAGAAGGAUUAUUCUGCAACUACCGAGAAAAGUCCAAAGUGUACGACUGGAAAGUCCAAAGAGGAAGGUGUAAGGAUGGUUCUGAUGCCCAACUGGAUAUGGUCAUCUGAGGAAGGUCUUAAUGAUCAUCAGGUGUGAUGCUGUAUCUGAUAACACAUAGCAUACCUUCUUCUGGGAAGGAUAUGAAAAAGCCAUUAGGUAUGAAGCUGUUCUGAUGCUGAUUAUGGGCCACCCAAUCAUAGCAUCUUGAAGCGUGGAGUUCUCUACACACAGUGCAGACAAGGGAUCACAUCAGGGCAGUGGUCUUCAUUUUCUGAAAGCAUCUGGACACAUAGAUCGGGACAGUCACUCAAGUAAUUCUCAUUUAGAAGGAAUGAAACUUAUAUCAGGUCUAUUUUGAGUUAUGGCACAUAUGAAUGUCAGAACUUGAGGUUCAGAUCUCUUGGAUUUAAAGAUGAAUGAUAAAGAAAAAUUCUUGAAGAUGUUCAUUCUUGUCAUUAAAGUGGAAUUUAUCCUCAAACAAAAAUGAUUUUUCAUCAUAUUGUCUUAUCAAAAUAUGUUUUUUGGGGCUGCAUAAUAUCGGCUAAAUUUGUUUGAGACUGAAAUCUAAAAACAAUGAUACUUUCAUGAGACUUGCUGAAUUUAAGAAUACCUUUCGUCCACAUUUUAUAACGGUCUUAUUCAUGAAUAUAGUUUUUGACUUGGUCUAAAUAUUGUUUUCAAAGUUCUUAUCACCAUGCAUGUCAAUGUUGAACAAACCCAUAGACUAUAUUUUAAUUCAACUGUGUCACUACCCUUGGUGUUUUUGUAUGUUAUUUGUCAUAACGCUGUUUAUUUCACAUUAGUGAUGAUAAACAAGUUUUGGUCAUUGUACGUGUGAAAUGUUUAGAUACAUGAGUAUUUGCAUGAACACUGCUUGUCAUGUCUAGAUAAACAAAGUGUGAAGUUAUCACCUGACCAUGAGAGCUGUAGCUAACGAGGGACUCCAGCUCCCUCCCCUGUUUUACUGGCGUUGUUACCAUGACCAGUUCAGGAUCAUUAUGUAACUGUAACUUCUUCCCCUACAAGGAAGGUAUAGUUGGCUACAGCUCUGCUUAUGUGUCACAUUUUAGCAUCGUGUUUGGUGAAACAAAUACCGAUAACAAAAAAUGACAUCAAUCUUAUUUAUGUAAAUAAGAUGUUUGUCAAAACACCGAGACAACUGAAGUGUUGCCUGAAUAUUUUCGGAUGUAAUACUGGAAUGUAAAUGGGGAUUUGGGAACUGAGAUGUCAAAACCUUCUCAUGUGUUUGUUUUUGAUCUUUAAAAGGAAUUUGGUACAUAGAUACCACACAGUUGAAUAUAUGGAGUAUUCUAAUCUCCGUUGUCUUGAUUCUAAAAAAAAUAAUCAUGUUUUUUUCUGGAUGUUCAUGGUAUACAGUACCAUGUUCUUAUAGUCUGCACUUUGGCACCCACACGUAUCACAACUACACAAAUAUAUCCCUUUUGCACACGAAGCAUGAAGCACUAACAUGAUAUAUAUAUGCAUAGGAAGGAUUCUAGGAACAAGGAAUCCUUUUGGGAUUGUGCUCAACCGGUUUUGGUAUUCUCCUUCUCUAUUUGAUUUAGUUCCUUUUGGUUUGGCAACUCUGUUUUUGUCUGGAGACAUAAUCAAGUUCAGUUUCAACUUUGACCUCCUUUAUAUUAUUUAAGUAAGCUGCUAUCAUACUUGAAGAGUCUCUGAACAAUAACAGUGAAAAUGUUGUGUGAAUCAAACAGAAUGUGCUGUAAGCAUCCCAGAGAAGCUGGUCAGGUUUGUAUCAUCUGACCUUUGACCUCAUUAUUAACUUACUUAUUGAUAGGCUUUCAAAUCUGACCAUUUUCCGAGGACUUGCUUAUGAAACAAAAGUUAAAGGACUAAUAAAUGGAGGAGAAGAUUGAUAGGGUACUGAUCUGACAAUAGCUUGAUUGUUCUUACUUAAUAAGGCAUAUUUAACCAGAGCUGGUUGUCUGGCUCAAUCCCACUGCCCUAUGCAAUAUCAUGGCACGACAAUAGAAUCACACAAGUAGAACUGCACACCAGAUAUUCUAGUUAACAAUGGAAAUGUAUUUAUUGACUGAUAUUGAUGACCAGAUAUGGACGUUGGGGAAGGUAAUACAAUUUUUGUCCAAGAACUGUAGUUGGAGAAUGGAACAGAAUAACACAUGAUAUCUGAUUUGUUUUGAACCUCUGUUCUCGAGGUAAUUGACUUGACAACUUUUUCUUGCAUUGACAUAUGUAUCAAAUGUUUUUUUUGCUUUGUUGAAAAAGUAUAAAAACCAAAAAAAUAGUCCUGUAUCUACAUUGCAUUUUUAUGACUAUAUGUAUCUUGUUCUGAUAAAAUGAAAUGUAUAUUUAUGAUCUUUGUUUAUUCCUGGAUGAUAAUAUGAAUCUCACAAUGGAUUUUCCUAAGAACAAUGUCAAGGUGUAUUUGUUUACACCUAUACGAACAUUGAUGACUUCAUGACCAGAAGGCCAUGAUGAAUACCUGUGAGGUAUUGGAAUCAGAUUAUGGACAUUGCUGCCCAACCCUGGGUAAUACCUGCCAUCUUCAAUAUCUCUGGAAGGGAUAUCAGAUGGUAUCCGACUUGUGUUUUGCUUGGAACAUUGUAUCAAUUGCAGUGAAAAGAAGUCUUUUAUCACCGCAUUGCUACCCAAGUGUUGGACGUAUUCAACACAGACUGUCACAGUACAAAGAUUGAUAUAUGAACUUGUAUCUUGUUUGAAGCUUUCAAGAAUUGUAAGAAAAUAGUGAAAAAAUAACAAAAACAUGUUCGUUGCUGUUGUUGAUGUUUUGGUAAAUAUUUGUUGAACAUUUUGUAUGUUGUACACACUUGAGAACUUUGCUGGACUUUUAUGCUUGUCAUUUAAGAAAUGUCUUCAGUGUGGAAAUUAACAUUGAAAUGUUUGUUUGUUAUGUCCUAUCUAUGCUUUGACAAUGUAAUUAAUUGUAUAAAUCAUUAUGUAUGAAAUGUAUACUUAUGUAUUUCAGAAUUUACACAAUAUUAACAUGUUAAUAUUGUAUGUUUUCACAUAACUUUGCACUUUUUUUUCUAGAAUUCAUGCAGUGUUCAUGCAUUUACAAAAUGUUGAUUGUUAAAAUUCUUUAAUGUUUACGCAAUGUUCAUGUUUACAAAGUAUAUUUGUUGUAUAUACAUUGUUUAUGAUCAUAUAUUAUGUGUCUAUUCAUGUACACAAUGUUUAUGAUUAUUAACAUUGUUAGUGUAUACACCAUUCUAGAUUAUUAACAAUGUUCUUAUUGGACACAAUACACGAUAUUCAUGUUAACUUCUGUACUGUUAAGCACAGUACACGCAUCUACAUGACACACAUUAGUUUGUAUGAUGCCGGUGUUGUUUAUUUUUAAAAAAUGCUUACCCUCGAUUCCACAACUAAGUCACUGGCUAACUAACAUCUUCAACAACAGGUAUCGAUUGGAUAUUUUCAUUUGGAUUAAAGCAAUAAUGAACAGAAAUCUGCUUGGAACAAAGUCAAAUAUAGAUAACACCAACAAGAUUACAAGGGCAGUAUUUAUCCUGUGCAUUAUGACGUUAGUGAGCUCUCAUUGAAUGAAUUUUCCAUAAAGAACAUAUAACUUUGGUCAAAAUAAAAAUGACUUCAUACAUUUAGUGUAUAACAAACAAACGUAAAUGAACUAACCAUAUUAUUGAAUUGUUAGCAUAAUUAUUUAUGAUUUUUUUAGUAAAAUUGUAUUAUUAGAAUAACCAACCAAUAACUUUGAAUUAUGGAUUAACUGUUCUUUUGUCGUGAAUUAAUGUUCUGAUUUCCUUCUCUAACCAAAACACGGGAAUUUUAGCAUGAAUUCACUCAUCACAGCUACUCUAUUAUUCCAUAUGGUUAGUUGGUUAUUCUGUAAAUAAGUAUCUAAAAUUUGAUUAUCAAUUUUUUGACUGAGAAACAAUAAAGAAAAUGUUUCCUUUUGCCGAUCUUAAAUUUUUAUUUAAAAUAAAUUUGGCUCUACUUCAUAUUGUAUUAGGUUCCUUUUUCAUUGACUUAUUUCUUGGUAACAGGAUCUGAUUUAAUAAAUGUUGAUGAUAUCAGUGCCUGUGUCAUUUAAAUUUCACGACAUCAGUAACUUGGCCGUGUAAAAUUAAUAACAACAGUAACUAUCAUCAUUAUUGACAAUAUGAUUAUCCGUGUCAGGUAUUAGAAAUAUGUGUUAACAAGCCAGUGUUAUCAAAAACAUCCGUCUGUAUCAGAUUUAGACGUCAAUUACUUUAAAUCCGUUAUGAAUUCGGCUUAUAUUUGUGAUACAUUUAGUAUUGUUGUAUAAUUAGUAGAACUGUGGUGAUCUGAUUUCUUUGUUGUUAUAACACGUAUGGCCUAUGACGUCCACAGCAAUGUAUUAUGUAGACCAGUCUACUGGUGUAAGUUCGACUGCCCCUCCCCUAAUUAUAUACUUGUAAAACUGUCCCCUCUGUAACCCCGAAUUUACACACGUACUGCCAGGACUUGGCAAUACUCUACAUGACAUGUAGCACUAAAGUGCAUUUCAUAACACUUUGGGCAAUUAAUCUUUUAAAAUGGUCUCCUUAAUAUUACCAUGUAUGAUUUAAGCGUUUCUUGACUGAAGUUUAAAAGAGUGUAUCUUGGUAGGUAAAUACGUUAUUUUGUUCAGUCCCUGUGGCCUAAUCAACUGUAGUCCCACAAAACCAUGGAUUUAUGAGGAGGUUUUCGUGAACAGGGGCUUUAAUCAGCGUCUGUGUUUAUAAAUAAACACAACAUUUGAGAGUAUAAACGUAUUACACCAGUGAAUCGCAAGAUAUAGUCUUUGGCAACUGUCCUUAGUCAAAACUCCAUUCUUGAUAUACAGGUUCGUUAAACUUCACGUUUUAUUGCGUAAUUAAUAAGAAAAUAACACUCCAGCAUGUUAAGUAUUAUACUUUGAUGUAUUUUUUAUUCAGUAUUGACACAGUGUUAUCAUAUGUAUGGACACAAAACUAAAAAAAUGCGUUUGGCUGACUUUCAUUCAUUGCUCCAUCCUUGACAAUCAAGUGUGUUGUAUGUUACGUAUUUGGAUGUACUCACAUGGUAAAUCACACUCCAGCUUUUAUGGAGACUUAUUUGAAAAACUGUAUUUGAAAAAUAAACGUAAUAAACGUUAAAAUAAAAAAUAAAAUAUGAGUAAAAUAUUCCCAUGGUUUUCGCUUUGGAAUAAUGAAAUAUGUUAAAAAAAUUAGUUUGGGUGACUUUCCUUAGUUAUAGCUCCAUCCUUCAUAUGUAGGUCUUUACGUUUUAGUGCGUCAUUAUGUGGAAACAUGACACUCAAGCAUUUUGAUAUUGUUAGUUAUGAAAAUACUUUUACUUUCAAAACGACAGUUGAUGAUAAAUAUAUUCCUUUGGUUCUCUUCAUUGUGCCACAAGUAUUUUUGUUUUCAAAUAAUCGUUUUUGAUGACACAUUCUUCAUAUGCAGUUGUGUUAUGCUUCACGUUUUUAGUGCGUAAUUACGUGGAAUAAUAUCACUACAACAUUUUGAGAAUGUUAUUUAUAAAAACGGUCAUUUUGAAAUCAAACAGCAAAUUCAAAAAUAUUUUUU
This is a messenger RNA of Haliotis rufescens (red abalone), 9118 nucleotides long. RefSeq names its product guanine nucleotide-binding protein subunit alpha-11-like. Gene Ontology annotation, molecular function: G protein-coupled receptor binding; GTPase activity; G-protein beta/gamma-subunit complex binding. Bases 407 to 1642 code for a protein of 411 amino acids. The record is from RefSeq and is a predicted model, not a curated record. The transcript has 8 exons. Gene Ontology annotation, cellular component: heterotrimeric G-protein complex. NCBI's taxonomy places the organism in Eukaryota, Metazoa, Mollusca, Gastropoda, Lepetellida, Haliotidae. Gene Ontology annotation, biological process: adenylate cyclase-modulating G protein-coupled receptor signaling pathway.